UUUCUCCUUCAUUUCUUCCUAAUCAAUUACCAACAAAUCAAUAACAUCCUUCUUAUCAAUCUAAGACAAGUAGAUCGAGAGAGAUGCACGCCAAGACCGAUUCCGAGGACACCAGCUUCGCACCAUCUUCACCAGCCAGGCCAUCGCAAUUCUAUUACGUCCAGAGCCCCUCCCGCGACUCUCACGAUGGCGAUCACAAGACUACCACCUCAUUUCACUCGACACCCAUCCUCAGUUCUAUGGGUUCCCCGGCUCUACAUUCAUCUCUCGCCCACCACUACCGUGACUCCUCCACCUCCACCCGCUUCUCCGCAUCCCUCAAGCCUUCAACCACCGGAUCCCAAAAAAUCUCCCCAAACGAUAUCACCUCAGACAAAGACAAGAAACCUUGGAAAGAAUGUGCUGUCAUCCAGGAAGAAGGACUGAUAGAAGAGCAAGACUCUAGUAAUGGUCUUCCAAAGCGCUGUUAUUUCCUCGUCUUUCUUAUCGCCUUCUUUCUACUUUUCUUUCUAUUCUCUCUUAUCCUCUGGGGUGUCAGCAAGUCUCAGAAGCCAGAGAUCGCCAUGAAGAGUUUGAAGUUUGACAGCUUUACAGUUCAAGCUGGAUCUGAUUCUACAGGUGUGGCAACCGAUAUGAUAUCCUUGAAUUCAACUGUGAAGUUAACUUUCCGCAACACAGGCACAUUCUUCAGCGUCCAUGUUACCUCCAUACCCAUUGAUCUUUCUUUCAAUCAAAUCACAAUAGCUUCUGGAUCGAUCAAAGAGUUCCAUCAAUCAAGAAAGAGUCAGAGAAGUGUGGUGAUUUCAGUAAUAGGAAAUAAGAUCCCAUUGUAUGGCAGCGGGAUGACUUUGAGCCCUACGUUGGGGACGACGACGGGUUUGAAGGUGGCGAUGAAGCUGAGCUUGGUGGUCAAAUCGAGAGGGUAUGUUUUUGGGAAAUUGGUGAAGCCCAAAUUUUACAAAAACAUUGAAUGUUCCAUUUCAUUUGACCCGAAUAAGCAAAAUGUUGUGAUACAUCUGAAGAAUUCGUGCACAUAUGACUGAAACCGAUCAAUCCACCAUUUUUAACGGCUGUGUUGGAGUACUGUUUCUGUGUGUAGUCGGAAAGGAAGAAGAACAAAUAGCUCUGCUCGAUUGACAAACAGGUUUUCUACACAUGUCUCUAUGUAAGAACAGAACACAAUAUAUAGAAAGUCUGUAUUUAUUUGACCCCUCAGACCUCAACUUAUAAUUUAUUUUCUUGCAAAUUAUAAUAGUUUCAGUAAUCAAGUGAAUCUUGAUUAUGUUUAAUUCAGGAUUCUGCUAAAUCUA
Molecule: messenger RNA, 1310 nt
Organism: Impatiens glandulifera
Lineage: Eukaryota; Viridiplantae; Streptophyta; Magnoliopsida; Ericales; Balsaminaceae
Exons: 3
Coding region: 84-1043 (319 amino acids)
Source: RefSeq, a predicted model, not a curated record